This is a messenger RNA of Schistosoma intercalatum, 4155 nucleotides long. NCBI's taxonomy places the organism in Eukaryota, Metazoa, Platyhelminthes, Trematoda, Strigeidida, Schistosomatidae. The record is from the annotation of a GenBank genome assembly.
UCUGAAUCUGAAUAUAAGAGAACCUCCUCUUUUUGCCUUCGUCGUAGCAAUAAAUCUGGAGAACUUUCAAAAUAUUUUCCUGAUGACAUGUUAGCUUCAAACAUCCGACAUCCUAAAGAAGUCACUGUCAGAGUGUACAAGGCUGAGAAUCUACGUGUCGCACCACGUUCUGAUCAUAAACAAAAAAAAGUUAGCCAGAAAUGGAAAUGCGUUGUUCUAGGUGGAAAAAAGAAAAUUAGUACAGAGUGUAUCUAUGCACCGGAUGGUAAUCCUGUUUGGAACUUUGAAACUACAUUUAAAAUUGCAAUUAGGGGUGAUCCAGUUGUCCUCUUAGUUUCCGAUUCUGAAGAUAAUCAUGUCGGUCAGGUAGUCGUACCCGGAGUUACAAUCCCGCCAAAACCGACAGAUCCUUCUGUUAGUCUUACGGAUAAUUCCCGAUUAUGCAUCAUGGAGAUGGAACAAACUAAAAAGACGGAGAUUGGCUUUGGAAGACUUUAUUUCUGGAUUUGGGUGGAAGAGUACCGUAGCGAGGAAUCUAAAAGUAGGAGCACCAUGGGGUCGAUCUUAAGCUUGUCGAGCUUACAUCUUCAUAAAGACAAAGGUUCAACACCAAACUCAUUAAAUUAUAGUGGAAGUGUUAUAAGUUUAUCGUCAAAUAAUGAUGAGCACAAGAAAAAGAAACGGUGGUAUAAGAAAGUAGCCAAUCAUGCAUUACAUGUGCCUGCUCCAAUUCGACAGUCACGUUCACCUUCGAACUCAGUGUUGAAUACAAAGCCGAUGAAUAAUGGUUACAAUCCGUUUGAUUAUUAUCAACAGAAUUUAAAUGAAGAAGAUGGAGUCAUUGAAGAAAAGGAUGGAAGUGUACUUGGAGCUUAUAGUGAAUUAACAGCUAAUUCAUUAUCAUCCUCAUCGGCAUUUGCUACAAAUCAAUUAAAACGCCGAAAUUCAAUGCAUCCAAGUAAAAGAAGUGGAUCAAUUGCUUCAAAUAUUGAUAUUAGUAUGAAAGAUCCAGAUGAACAUUUAAAAAAUAAACCGGAAUUAUUAAGAAUAGCACCAAAAUGUGGUCCAUCUUCAGGUGGUACUGAGUUAACAAUUUAUUGCCGUUUCCUCACGACUGAAAUAAUGAAGCGAUCUACCGUUUUUGUUGGUGACCAUCCAGUUUCUAAAGAUGAUUGGUUUUUGGAUGAGUCAAGUCAAUCUGAUCUAUCGCAGUUACGUAUCCAUAUGCCUUCGUUACAGCCUGGACGUUAUUCUAUUUAUAUUGAUAGUGUGGAAUUUGGACGCGUUCUUUGUAACCAGGAGUUUACCUACCUUCAUUCGGACGUAAAUUUAAUCCAAUCACCUAGAAGUAGCUUAGCUGUUUCAUCAAUGAAUGAACCAACUAACAAAGUUAUUAAUAUUACUCCAAAAACCAAUACAUCUGUUGAGGAGACUGACGGCAGUGUUAUAUUCAGUCGUGUGGGAUCUCAGAGAAGUAAUAUUAUAUUGGUUGAUCGGCGUAGUGGUCGUCGUGAACGUUCAAGACCUGAAGCAUUAGGCAAAUCAGAUUCAUUGAAUAGUUCUAUUUUAGGCGAUUCAUCUAAAAUGGGAGUGACAAAUCAUGAUAAAGUUGAUAUUAUGCAUAAAUACACCAACAGAACAAUCAAUACUCAUGUCAGUGAUUCAAGUAAAGAGUUAUCAAGCCAAGGUAAACCCUAUAAUAAUGUUGAUGAUGAUGUUAAUAAAAAUUUCUAUGAAACUGAUCAUAAGCCUGUUACUGUUGAAAUUUCCACAUAUAUUCUACCUAGUCCAAUACAUUUUAAUCGUGUUGGUUCACAACGUGGUGAAUUGAAGUUACAUGAUCGACGUAACAGUUAUAACAGUAAUCGUCAUCAUCCUCGGCGUACACCAGUGAAAACAACUAGUGAGGAAGAAGUGAAAGAAUUAGGCAGUUCAGUUGAUGUUCAAGAGUCAACUUCACUUUCAUCAGUUAUACUAGAUGAUAGGCGUGAUGAAACUGAAGAUUUUGUCAGUAAUCGUGUAGUAUUAUUGAACAAGUCAGAAAAUAAGAUGGAAAUAAGUGGGAAAAAUUCACCAAAUUUUCAAGAGGAAAUGUCAUCUUUCAAUCCAAUUUCAGAAUUUUCCAUUGAUAAUGAUACAGUUUCUUCCUCUACUUCUGAAAUAUCUUCUAAUGAACAAUUUAAUUCAUGUUUGUAUGAUUCAGUCAUAACGAACUCUAAUGUCCUAUCGAAUGCUUCUUUAUCUCGAAUACCGGAAGAGUCAGAAAAUAACACGAAACUCAGUGAUUCACGUGAAGCAACUGAUUUUCAAGUUGCUCAUAAUAAAGACGCUAUCCAGUUUGAAAAAUCGAUUGGAGAAAACCCCUAUCAAAAUUCGAUGGAUAUUGGACCUUCCACUGCAAAACAGAAUUUUCUGCCUACCGGUGAGUCAGAAUUAGUCAGUUCAUUAGGAACUCCACCGAAAAUUAAACAAUCAUAUAAACGAAGUAGUCAAUCUAAUUUACUGAAUCGAACAAUCAACAGUGCUAAAUUCAAUCAAAAUGUUAAUCUUAUACCAACACGUAGAGUUUCAUUAUCGAAUUCACAAAUUCGAUUUAAUGAAGAUACAGAUGCAACGGAUUGUGUAUCCACAUUGUCCGGUGAAACUUCUCAAACAAUGGAGUAUAACGAAUUUAAUAAAACUCAUCAUGGUUCUGAUCGAAGUGCUGCUUCUGGACGAUCUAAAAGUAUCAUGGGUGCUAGUGAGGAAGAAGGUCUAAAACUUGAAAAUGAAGCAUUACGUUCAUUAUUGAACGAUGCUAAUCAUCUCAUUAGUACUAUCAAAUCGCAUACAAUAACAUUGGAAACGGAAUUAAAUGCAAAAGUUAACGAUGUUGAUCGUUUAGCCGAAGAAUUAUGUCGUUUAAAAAAUCGUCUUCUUUUAGAUGGAUUAACUCAAUAUUUGGAAAAAGUAUAAUAGUAAAAACCGUCAUCAAACAUACACAUCAAGGAAUUGAUUAUUUUUUUUUCUAAAAACAAAAAUACAGAUAAACGAGUAUUGGACAGUCGAAUUAAAUAUUCAAGUCAGCUUGAUCAUUAUUAUUUAUUAUGAUGAUGAUGAUGAGGAGGAGGAGGAGGAUUACGAAUAUUAAAUCUUUCAACUGUUGUUAAUUGAUUAUUUCUGUAUUACGGCUUAUUCUCUUAUCUGUCUGUCUAGACUCUAUUAAUUAUUCUCAACUUUCGUAUUGUCUAUUUGUUGACAUGAUAUUGUUUGUUCUUUGUCUGUCUAACUCUUCCUCGGAAUCCCACCACCAACAACCUCUUUUUGUCCCAUUACUAUUAUUAUUAUUAUUAUUAUUAUUAUUGUCUGUAUAAAGGCAUUUAAUUUUUAUUACUACUAUUAUCCCCAUUACAUGGUAUCUAUUCCCUUUAGAUGGUCUGAUUCAAAUUGUUUUUGUGUAUGUGUAUGUAUGUUUCGAGGUAGAUAUAGAACCAGAUAGAAUUAACGCCCUUUUAUGUACUGUUUUUCCUAUAAAUCAAAAUAUAUUGAUCUCCUUUUCAUUCCUUAUUAUUUUUAUGAGCUCGUUUGAUUAAAAUCAAAGUGUUAGCACAAUUUUAGAACUAGUUUAAAUGGCUGGCAUAGAUACUAUAUGCAACAAUUGUCAGUUUUUAUAUACUUAUAUGAUGCCUAUCAUAUAUCUAUCGCCAUUAUUAUUUAUUUUUUUUUUGAAAAACAAAGACAAGCAAUAAUCUACAGAUCAGAUCUUCCAAUAUUCCUUUCAUUGUUUAUCAGUUUUUGUUUACUUUUCAAAUCAGAAAAGAAAACUCAACUGAUUCCAGAAGCCGAUAUCUUUUUAAAAAGAAAUAGAGAUGCUUAUAUCAGAAUAUUAAUCGAUUGACUUAUGAACUUUCUUUUUCAAUAUUACUCUAUAUUAGGCGACAACUAUGCAAAGCAUCAUAGAAACAGUAUCGUUUAUUAUUAUUUUUUCUCUAUUCUAAACAAACACUUAUGAACUUUUACACAGAUUUUGAUGUAUACACAUUCAGUUGUCAUAUAUUUGCUCAUUGUAAGUUUGAAAGACACUAAUUGAUCAUUUUUUUCCCUUUUUUUUAAUUGUUUUUUUUUUCUAUUUCGAGUUAAUCAUUUGAAUGAAAAUAAUAAAACAACUGAUAACCA